GUUAAUUAACUGUUACAGAAUAUGAAUAUUAAAUAAAGCCACUAAUACGAAAAGCGUUUUGGGCAUUACUUCAGAUAAUAGUUAAAUUAUUUCUACGUUUGAUGGUUAGUUUAUUUCAUUAAUUAUGCACCCUAUACCCAUCUUGUGGGGUGUAGUGGAAAGGGUUACAGAGGCACAUAAUGGGCUCAGGGACUGACUCCACAAUUCAUUCAGCUAAGCAAGUUACAAUCUUGAUGAGCUAGUUACACAGUUUAAUUUAUAUCGUUACAGUGUUACAUUAACAAUAGUGGUUCAGUCUGUGAAGGUUACUGUGGUUGUUUCAAAUGCCUUAUGCAGGUCAAUAAAUAGACCUAUGAGGUACUAAUUUUGGUCAAGAACUCUAUUUAUCAAGUCAUGCUUAUUAAUCAAAGUAACAUUGGUGCUUUUUUUUUGGGUGGGGAGCAGUCUACAGCCGUGACAUACGCACCUUGGAUCAUGCCUGUCACCCCCACAGCCGUGACAUACGCACCUUGGAUCAUGCGUAUCAGUGUAGCUGUGACAAACAUACUUAUCUUUCCUCAUUCAGCGUAUCCCGGAUGUUUUGUUCCCGCUCGUAUUUCCACUUCCUCUACUCCGUCUUAUUCUAACUUUUUCUCCAUUCUCAGUUCUCCCAAGUGGUUAGUGAGAUGUCAGACGAGAGGCUGUCUAAGUACCCUCGCUCUCCUGUAAUCUACUUUAAGGAAAUAUCUUGUACUUGUGAGUUGUGUGGAUAUACAUCGACUUCACAGCAUUAUGCCCUUGGCGGGAUGGGCCUCUUCGCCUGUAUUACUCAACGCUGUUCACCGAGAUAACAAGUGACACAAGGAUAAUAAACGAUAAGGGAGAGAUAUAUAUUUUUUCACCAUAAUAAACAACACAGUUAGUGUAGAACACCGGCAUACAUAGGCGUCAUGACGUCAUUGCUGCUUCCUGACGCUAAUGCUAUAUAUUUAGAGCUCCUAGACAUGACGGAGGCUGUGUGCUUCCCUUCCGGCUUCCAGCUCAGAAGGGGAGCAGCUUCCAUGGUGUUCACGUCUUCGCUCUUAUAGAGCAAGGAGACUGGUGGUGUAUACACUGUGGUAGAAGAGAGCUUGAAGUAUUUUCUCUAUUGCCAUAAGUCAUAAGAUGCUGCUGGUAUGGAUGGUCACUAUCAAGCUCUCAUUGACCUACUGCUUGCUUCUCCUGCAGCCUCAUGUACAGCCUCGCCAGCAGCCUCGCCAGCAGCCUCGCCUGCUACCGCUACCACUGGUACUGCUGCUGCUGCUGCAGAGUUGUCACACCACACUCGCUGCUUCUGGUUCGUCCCGCGUAUCUCGUCUUGUUUACAGUAUUGUUGUGAGCCUGAAGAAGAAUUCUUAUCGAUAACUUCACGUGAGACUUCGAGCGUUCACAAGAUCGUCUUGGGCCUGGUGUUCCAGCACGCCUUUUCCCUUGAGAUAUUCCUAAAGAAUGAGACGACUUCACACCCUUGUUUUCUGAAGGUGACCCUCAUCAAAAACAAUUCUGGUGAAUUCCUCAAUCUGACGGACCUGGGGAAUGGAAACCGGCUUCCACUUGCCGAAAAUCCUUGGCCUGCCCUAGAGGAUAAUUCCUGUACGGAACUCAUUGUGGAGAUUAACGAUAACCUACUGAGAGUGACAGCCAGGAAACCCUCGCUGGAGAGUGAAGGUCACUCUUCACCGAGCAUCACCUUGCGUCAGAAGGUGUCCAGCACAUUUACGGCAGCCGUUGUCAGCGACGACCACAGCUCCGUCCUCAAGUGGGGAUGCCAGAGUGAAGUAUCGGAAGAGAAGACGAAGUGGACGAGUCAGCAUCUCCUGUGUGUGAGUGGUGCCGGGGUGCUGCUACUCUUGGUCCUCCUGCUGGUGUCCCUCGGGAGGUGCAGGAGCCGCCCCUCACGCCCACACCCGCCCACGGCCGCCCCCGCCACUCCACCCGCCACAACACAACACCUAGACAACACAGUGCAGCGGAAUUCGUUACUCGACAGCAGCGACAGCUUCCAGAGCGACGAGUCACUUCACAGGCAUUGUCAUCAGUACCUUCCUGGAGAUGGUGGGUCCCAAGACCUCUCGCGUGUCAGAGAUGACCACGACCCGGACGGCAGAGGACGACUGCCGAAGGAGGACCACCAAGCAGGUCAUAACCCCUCGGUGAACAUCCGUAGGAAGCCCGAGUGCCCACAAGCACAGUCACUAAGGGACAGCCUUAGCAUGUACGAGAGAGUCACCUGGUGGUGGGGGGACCAAACGGGGUGAAGAAACAUUAUAGCGUAAAGAAAAUGGGACUUAACCAGAUAUAAUUUAAUAUAUAAUUAAUGAUAUAAUUUGGUAUCGCUGACAGUGUGGGAGAGGCAGUUAGAGAUGCUUUUUUGUUUAUAAAAUAUACCUGAAUUAUUAUCCUAUUUCUUAGGUAAACAUAUUUAUUACUCUUGUCAACUAUACCCGUAGGAGAGAACUUCUGGAGGAGAGACUUUAACAGUAAGUGUUGCUAAAACAAACAACGUCUAUAGAGUCGAAAAUGUGGGUUUAGUUGUCCAUAGAGAUUUUGUUCCAACGUAUUUAACGACCAUUAUCGUCGUCGAAUCAACGUUGCUAAUAAUUAUUAGCUUAUAAGAAUUUAUAAGUUUCCUUAAGCGGUGAUUUGGGUAAUAUGGGUUGAGUUAAGUAUAUUUUCUUAUAAUAUGUUGGUCUCCGUAUCUGUCUACCUCCAGGUGAGUACUACAUCUUC
Molecule: messenger RNA, 2748 nt
Organism: Procambarus clarkii (red swamp crayfish)
Lineage: Eukaryota; Metazoa; Arthropoda; Malacostraca; Decapoda; Cambaridae
Source: RefSeq, a predicted model, not a curated record